AUGGUGCUCGAAACCGCCUACUACGACGCCUUGGGCGUACCGCCUACAGCUACCGAGCUGGAAAUCAAGAAGGCAUACCGCAAACUUGCGAUCAAACUGCAUCCAGACAAGAACCCCGGCGAUGAAACCGCACACGCAAAGUUCCAGGAAAUUGGAGAAGCAUAUCAGGUGCUCAGCGACGACCAGCUGCGCGCAAACUACGACAAGUAUGGAAAGGAGGGUGCUGUACCUCAGAGUGGAUUCGAGGAUCCGUCUGAGUUCUUCACCAUGAUCUUUGGUGGAGAGGCUUUCUUGGACUGGAUUGGAGAAAUCUCUCUCAUGAAAGACCUCACCAAGACCAUGGAGAUCUCCAUGCGUGAGAUGGAGGAGCAAGAGGCCGCAGAGGCAGAGGCAGCACGAGCAGAAGCUGCCGCUGGUGGCUCUGCAUCCGCCGCUGCGGACCAGACGACCGGCACAACACCUGCAGCAGACGCCUCGGCUGCAACGGCUGGCGCUGAGCCCAGUGCUGGCGCCAAAGCGAAAGAGGCCGAAGCCGCAGCAGAGCGAGCCGCAGCUCAGCACGGUAGUGAUGCGCCGCCAGCAUAUGCUGCACCACCGCCAGCGUACGCUGAGCCCGUUGCCGACACAUCCUCGACCGUCCCACCUGCUGCUGCUGCUGCUGCUGCUGCCGGCACGUCGUCCGGUGCAAGCAUACCCAAGCAGCGCGGCAUUCCAAUCCGACCUGCGAUCAUGGACAGGACCGAGGAGGACGCACGUAUGGAGGCAGCCAACAUGACCGAUGCCGAGAAGGAGCUCAGGAACAAGGAGAAGAACAAGAAGGGCGGUCUCACAAAAGAGCAGCGCGAAGAGCUUGCUGCAUACGAGCUGGAGCGCAAGAAAAUCCGCGACGAGCGCGUUGCCAACCUUUCCAAGAAGCUCACCGAGCGCAUCUCACUGUGGACAGAGACCGACAAGGCCACCGACGUCACCAAAGCUUUCAAAGACAAGAUCGCCCUUGAGAUUGAGAACCUGAAAAUGGAGUCCUUCGGUCUUGAGAUUCUCCACGCAAUCGGCACAACAUACCUCAUGAAGGCCUCAUCCUUCCUCAAAUCGCAAAAGUUCCUCGGCAUUUCUGGCUUCUUCAGCCGCAUCAAGGACAAGGGCACACUCGUCAAGGACACAUGGAACACCAUGAGUGCAGCCAUCGAUGCUCAACUCACCAUGGAGGAAAUGGCCAAACUGGAAGAGCAGGGCGGCGAGGCCUGGACCGACGAGAAGAAGGCAGAAUACGAGAAGAAGGUCACAGGCAAGAUCCUCGCCGCGGCGUGGAGGGGCAGCAAGUUCGAGAUCCAGAGCGUGCUGAGAGACGUGUGCGACCAGGUGCUUAACGAUAAGAAGGUUAAGCUGGAGAAGCGCGUGGAGAGGGCACAUGCACUUGUCAUCAUUGGCGAGAUGUGCCAGAAGGCUGAGCGUGACCCAGAAGAAGAAGGCGACUUUAUGGCCUUUGAGCAGCUCAUGGCCGAGGCAGCCGCGAAGAAGGAAAGCAAGCAUGACAAACACCACCACGAAAAGAAGGACAAGAAGAAGGAGAAGGAGAAGGAGAAGGAGAAGGAGAAAGCAUAG
Molecule: messenger RNA, 1602 nt
Organism: Ascochyta rabiei
Lineage: Eukaryota; Fungi; Ascomycota; Dothideomycetes; Pleosporales; Didymellaceae
Product: DnaJ-like protein
Exons: 6
Coding region: 1-1602 (533 amino acids)
Biological process (GO): protein import into peroxisome matrix
Cellular component (GO): cytosol
Source: RefSeq, a predicted model, not a curated record